AUGGUCUUAGAGCUGCCAUUUUUGGAGGAUGCAGUUUUGAGCAGAACUGGGUGCAGUUUUAUUACUUUACACAACAAGGUUUUGUCUCAGGAAAUGGAUUUCGAAUCCCUAGGCAUCGAAGAUUUCAUUGAAAAUGACUCCCGAAUUUUUUGGUUGUAUGAUUCUCGGGUGGUUGUCGGAUUAGAUGUCUAUCCUUGGCAACAAGUAGAUAACGUGGAGGACGGAAACAUCGUCACCCUUGAUCUUUCCAACCGUUGUAUUACAUCUUGUAGCCCUGUAGUCGAGACAUGUCACCAAUGGCGAAACGCUACUUCUGCAGUCAUGAGAGGGAGUACCAUCAGUUCAGAGACUUGGCCUUUUGCAGUUCUGGACAUUCUUUGCUGGUUUUGUCCUUUUCUUCGCCAGAUCGACGUAACGAGAUGUACAGGCUUCUCAAAGAGUUAUCUCACGAGUGAGAGUUGCCAACGGCGAAUUGAAAUAAUUGAUUAUUUGGAUCCUUCGUUUAUCGCCAAAUGUCCAGAUAGUGGCGAAGCGAUUAGAGAAAUGUUGGCGGAAAGAGCAAUUUCACCACGCACAAGAUGUGAAGGUUGGUCCCUUUUGCACAGUGCCAUUUUCCUUGGCGACACACAACUUGUAACACAGCUGCUUCAAUGUAUUCGCUAUGAAUAUAACAACACAGAAGAUGACUUAUUACUCCAAACGGCGCUAGAGUUAGCAACUGCUCUUCAUAAUCUGGAGAUAAUAAUGUUGUUAAGAAGUAUAAAUGUCGUUUACGAGGAUCCUUGCAUGCUAGUUCAACAUUGCUUUCUGAACCGACUUUGCUUUGAAACGUUUGAUCAUCCUGUGAUAAAAGCCGUGGUUUCUAAUGAAACAACACUGCAGGGGGCCAAAAACUUACACGACUCGCAGCAAUGUAAUGUGUCUUCUGUACUGCUUGCACUGUGUGAAAACGGUAAUGUGAACUUUAAAAGAAAAGUUUUUGAAGAAAUUCUUCGGAAAGUACACUCCUGCCUUAAGACAGAUUGUUGUUUGCUAUUUUCUUGCGGAGAUGAGAAAGCAAUUCAAGAAUGUUUGCAAAUUUUGAUGGAAGAAGCCGAGGGCUUUAGUAAUUUAAGAAUUGACGACUUUCCCUGCCUCAUGUACUCAUUGCCAAGUCUUUAUUUGAUUGAGCUUUUACUGAGUGAGGGAGCAAACAUUGACGACAGAGACAAUUUGGGGUGUACCGCUCUUUUUCACGCUGUGGAAAAGGCGUCAGUCACGCUCACGCCUUAUUGUUUAAACCUUAUCAAGUUUUUGCUCGACAAGCAGGCAAAUCCACAUGUGAGAAAUAACCUGGGAGAUUCUCCCCUUUUGUACAGUUUAACGCGAUGCUCUCCUCCUUCUUGUAAACUGUGCCCCAAAAUGAUGACACAUGAACCCGUCAACUUGAGGUUUGAUGCGCCUUUCUUUACAGAUCGAAUAGUAGAGGUCUGGAGCCUUCUUUUGACUGCCAGAGCGAGAGGCAACGUAAAGGACGAAAUGGACAGAUCUCUGUUGCAUUUGCUAAUGACAUUCUUGGAGACCGGAAUUAUUCCCCCUCCUAUAUGCCAUGAGUUGAUUUGCACUGGCCUAACGCUCUUGCAGGAUGGGGGUCUUGAAGUCAACGCCAGAGAUGCCCAAGGGAACACCCCGUUACAUUGCUGGGCAAACCUCUCAAAUGAGAUAAGUAGUGAUGAUUUGAUUCAAAUCGGAAAUAAACUUGUUCUUCAUGGUGGCGCUGUUAAUGCAAGAAAUGACAAAGGCGAAACUCCACUUCAUUUUUCAAAGAGUUGGGAGCAAGUGGAUUUCUUCAUCGAGAAAGGUGCAGAGGCGGACGCACAAGAUCUUUAUGGGAACAAUCCUUUUCUCAAAUUCAUUGAGAGCGGUCUAUUAAUUACACAUCAUGUCGAGGAAGACCGAUGGAAAAGAUGUCUUGCAUCUGGAAUGAAUCCUUUUAGUACAAACUAUGACGGCAGGUGCUUUUUUGAUGUUUUGUUAGAAAAACAGUUUUUCAAGAGCGCACUUAAUCUAUUGAAGGUGAUAUUCGAAAGCGACGUAAAUGAACACCUAAGAAAUACAGCCCGGGAUCAUCGAAAUCGGAAUGGAAACUCGUUACUUCACAUUGCUUGUGUUGUAGAGAACACAAAUGCUUCACUGAUCUGUGAUUAUUUGCUGCGAAAUGGAUGGAUCGCUAACUUAAAAAACACAUACGACCAAACACCGUUGCUUUUGGCAUGCAAAAAUGUGAAUAGCCUUAAUUCUGUACUUUCAAAAAACAUCCUUUUACUCCGACGGUACCAUGCUGACCAAAGCAUUCCAGACUGUCAGGGAAGCACAUGUGAAGCUUUGCUCCGCAGGGAUCUCUGCGUCCUGUUAUAUCAAGAAGUUACGAGAGUUAGCCUUUCCAACCAGUUAAAAUGGAUUCAGCAAUCUGUCAACCAUCACUGUGCGCUAGCAGAAGUUGCACUUGGUUCAAAAGCUCGAAAAGUCGAUAACUUCUACCACCACGAGAACUGCAUAGGAGCAGGCUCUUUUGGAUUGGUAUUUCCCGGUCUGAAUGAAAAAGAUGGCAGAGAGGUAGCCAUAAAACGGCUAGAAAAGGCGAGACUGGAGCAAAGAGGAACCGUGCUUGAAAGAGAGAUUAAGUGCUUGCAGGAACUCUCUGAUUGCUCUUUUGUACUCAAUUACAUCUCAUGUGCCAGCGAUGAAAAUUUUCAGUACCUAGUAGUUGAGCUCAUGGAGGGCUCUUUGGAUGAUUACCUCCCAAAUAAUGAAGUAUGCGAAGAGGCUUUCACGAUUUGUUUGAACAUUGGUAAUGGUUUAGAGUUUCUACACAAUAGAAAUGUUCUUCACAGGGAUCUAAAACCUCAAAACAUUUUGUACAAAACGCAGCCAGAGUUUGUUGUUAAAAUAAGCGAUUUUGGAAUCAGUAAAAUAUUGCACGGCGAACAAAGUGGUGCUCUAAGUGAGACGGUCUUGAAUUCAAGGGUAGGUACAAGAUGCUGGAUGGCUCCUGAACUCCUAACCAACAAGUCAAAAGAUCACAGCGAAGCAUCAGACAUUUUCAGCUGGGGCCUCAUUUUCCAUUAUGUCCUUGCGAUGAAGAAACAUCCUUUUGGAUCGUAUUCUGAUGAAUCAUUGGCGGAAAUCAAUCCUCACGAAACUGAAAGAAACAUAACCAGUAAUCAACAAAGUUUCUGUGAAUCUCUCGCACCGGAGGCUAACAAUCUUCUAACGCACAUGCUUCUGCCUAAACCAAAACGACGGCCGUCUGCCUCUUCCCUGCAGAAUUGUCCUUUCUUCUGGGAUAAUCGUAAGAAAGUCGAAUUUCUCACGAUUGUUGGAAAUCAGAAGGAAUUCGAGGAACCCAGAGCAAAUCUGUCUCGCCCUUUAUCCGUGGUGGAACAGAACUUAGAAAAACUUUACCUAGAGUGCUUAGAAGGAGCCUCUGAAGAUUGGGAGACUGCCAUACAGGAUGUUUAUGACGAAGUGACAGGAAUGUAUAAAUAUCGAAACUACAAAACCACAUCGGCUGUUGAACUUGUUAGGUUUAUCAGAAAUUCUUAUAUCCAUUCACAUGAUCUUUCUCCUGAAGUCAAGGAUCUCUUGUGGGAAGAUUUUGUUUUUCUCAAGCGCUUUCCUUUCUUGGUGACAGUAGUUUAUAGAGCAGUUAAAGCGUGUAGUAGCUGGAGAGCGAGAAAUCAAUUGAAAAACUUUUUCUAA
Molecule: messenger RNA, 3741 nt
Organism: Porites lobata
Lineage: Eukaryota; Metazoa; Cnidaria; Anthozoa; Scleractinia; Poritidae
Source: the annotation of a GenBank genome assembly